AUGACUUCAGCCCAGGGCAAGACUGUCAUUGUCACCGGCGCCGCCGGCGGUCUCGGCAAGGCCAUCGCAACCGCCUUCCUCGCAGCAGGUGCCAACGUUGCCGUUUGUGACGUUCACGACGAGCGUCUCGCCUCGGUCGAUGAGGAAUGGUCCAAGUCAUACCCCGGCAAGUUCCUGACGCGGAAGACGGAUGUCACAGACGAAGCCUCUGUUCAGACUCUCGUCGACGAUGCCGUCGCCAAGUUCGGCCGUCUCGACGUCCUUGUGAACUCGGCAGGGAUCAUGGAUGGGUUUGAGCCCGCAGGUGCUUGCUCCAAGGAGAAGUGGGACCGUGUGCUCAACGUCAACCUCAAUGGGCCCUUCCUUACCACCAAGUCGGCCAUUGACCAGUUCGAGAAGCAAGAGCCCGGCUGCAGUGUCAUUAUCAACAUCGGCUCCAUCGCCAGCGUCCACGGCUUCAAGGCCGGCGCUGCCUACUCUGCCUCCAAGGCCGCCCUCAUGUCGCUGACCAAGAACACGGCUGGCUAUUAUGGAGACAAGAGCAUAUACUCCAUCGGGCUAAUGCUAGGCGGGAUGGACACCAACAUCACAGACGCAUUCGCCCAGGGGAUGCACACGGAGGCUUUCCAAAAGGUCGGGGCCUCGCAAGCCCCCUUCCGCCCGGAGUACCAAGUACCCAUCACCUCGGUGGCCAAGUACUGUCUUUUCCUGUCCGACCAGGACAUCGCCCCUUCUGCCAACGGGUCGUGUAUUAUGUUUAACAAGAACUGGCCCGAGGCAUGA
Molecule: messenger RNA, 783 nt
Organism: Chaetomium fimeti
Lineage: Eukaryota; Fungi; Ascomycota; Sordariomycetes; Sordariales; Chaetomiaceae
Exons: 2
Coding region: 1-783 (260 amino acids)
Molecular function (GO): oxidoreductase activity, acting on the CH-OH group of donors, NAD or NADP as acceptor
Source: RefSeq, a predicted model, not a curated record